UGCAAAACAUCGGGCCCGACACGAGCACCAACUCACCUGUGGUUAUUAUCAUUUCUGCGCCUGCUUCUAAGCAUUCCUCGCACUAGUCUCUCGAUAUAUAUCCGCUCCGCGUCUUUCCAAGCUAUUCAGGAGGUUCAGCAUUGUUGUCUCGAGCUUUUAUUUUCUUCUCUUCUGCUGCUCUCUCUCUUGAUUUUUCUUUCCUCCCAUUCUGUAUUAGAUUUUCGAGGGAGAGAAGGGGUGCGGUGCGAUCGGAGUUGUUGUGUGAAAAUAUUUGUGGCGUUUGCUGGAGGUUCAGUUUUGAGAAAUUUGGUACGCCUUUGCGUGGGGAUGGCGGGACAGGAUUGCUAUGCGUAGGGUUGGUGUGAGCUUGAGUUGAGUGUGUGGUUGUGCACAUAGCGUAGUGCAUGCAAGUAUUGUUUUUUUGAACAUAGGUGGAAGUCAUAUUUGGUUUGUGUUGGAGAUCAACAACUGUUGAUCCGAUCUUGAGAGAUUUUCCCCCCUGAGAAAAUAUUUGCCGAAAAAAACGGAAAUUGUUCGUGGUGUGAAGUUAGAGCGGGUUGGGAGAUUUUGACAUUGGAGUGUCGAGGGCUUAUUUCUUGUCUAGAGAGACUGUCGACUUUGUGUGAAACACAAGUUUGUUGUUGAAAGAGUUUGUAAGAUUUUGUUGGAAAAGUUUACUCUAAACUGUGAAUGAAAUAGCCAUUUUAAAAAAAGAUAAAAUGGCCCACGCUAUGUGCGGAAAUUACAUCUUGACAAAUAGCUUUAUAGGUCGCAGUGUGCUCACUGAUAAUUCGCAAUCCGAAUCCUCUCCUAGUGACAGCGUAGAAGUGAUGCGCACGCGAGUGCGGAAACCAGCGUCAGUCGUUCUUUGCCUUCAGAGGCAGCAUUUCGAUGGACAUGCUGCUCAAUCAACAUCAGGGCCUCUCUCUGCUAGUUCUGCGUCUCCAUUUCCAGAUGAAUGGUGGAGGAAGCAUUCAAGCACUUCUGGCGUCUCUAUGGCUGAGCUGAGAGUUAGUCAAUUUGCUGAGAUGGAGACUAUGUUUCCGGAGCACAGAUCGAUUCUUGAUUGGCAGAACACAGCAGAAGAAUGGAUAGAGCACUCGACGCACGAGACGCCAACGAGCAGAGGUGUUUGUGGCGGUGUGCCCGUGUUCGUGAUGCUCCCCUUGGACAGUGUGAACAUGAACAAUACGUUGAACAGGCGCCGUGCCAUGAACGCAUCUUUGUUGGCUUUAAAAUCUGCUGGCGUGGAGGGGAUUAUGAUGGAUGUCUGGUGGGGGAUCGUUGAGAAGGAUGGUCCUCAUCAGUACAAUUGGUCUGCAUAUCGGGAGUUGAUUGAUAUGGUGAGGAAUCACGGUUUGAAGGUGCAAGCAGUGAUGUCCUUCCACCAGUGCGGUGGCAACGUUGGUGAUAGUUGCAACGUGCCUCUUCCUCCCUGGGUUUUGGAGGAAGUGCGGAAGAAUCCAGACUUGGCCUACACCGACAGGGUGGGCAGACGCAAUGCUGAGUAUAUUUCCUUGGGAGCAGACAACGUACCCGCUUUGCAGGGUAGAACACCUGUUCAAUGCUACGCGGAUUUCAUGAGGAGCUUUAGGGAUAAUUUCAAAGAUCUCCUCGGAGAUGUCAUCAUCGAAAUACAAUGCGGAAUGGGGCCAGCGGGUGAGCUUCGAUAUCCUUCGUAUCCGGAGAGUGAGGGUAGGUGGCGUUUUCCAGGCAUUGGCGAGUUUCAGUCUUACGACAAAUACAUGAUUGCGAGCUUGAAAGCAAGUGCCCACGCAGUGGGAAAGCCCGCAUGGGGUUCUGGUGGUCCUCAUGAUUCUGGCAGUUACAAUCAGUGGCCCGAAGAAACAGGAUUUUUUAAAAAGGAUGGUACAUGGUCAACAGAAUAUGGGCAGUUUUUCAUGGAGUGGUAUUCUGAAAUGCUUUUGGCACACGGUGAACGCAUUUUGUCAGAGGCCACAGGGAUUUUCAGAGGCACCGGUGCUGUUAUUUCAGGCAAAGUCGCAGGUAUUCAUUGGCACUACGGUACAAGAAGCCAUGCCGCAGAGCUGACCGCUGGGUACUAUAACACUAGGUCGAGGGAUGGAUAUUUGCCCAUUGCCCAGAUGUUCGCGAAGUACGGCGUUACCCUCAACUUCACAUGCAUUGAAAUGCGAGACUUCGAACAACCAGCACAUGCCUUAUGCAGCCCAGAAGGAUUGGUGAGACAAGUGGCAUUGGCAACUCGGAAAACAGGAAUUCCAAUGGCUGGUGAGAACGCUCUUCCCAGAUUCGACAGUUCGGCGCAUGAACAGAUAGUCCGCAAAUCAAGGUUGCAAAUGAACGAGAAAGGCGACUGUCAAGAACAUUAUGAACCGAUGUCUGCUUUCACUUUCUUAAGAAUGUGCGAGAGCUUAUUCCACAGCGAAAAUUGGAGAUUGUUCGUUCCAUUCGUGCGCCACAUGGAAGAAGGACGUACGUUCCAGCCUUGGGAGGAAGAGUCUCAUAGAACACAGAAUGACAUGCAUGCCACUCAGCCUCUCGUUCAAGAAGCAGCCUCAUUGAUGUAUCAUUAAUUUGAUUAACAUAUCGUGAAUUUUGGAGGCUAACAAUUUGCCUCGCCUUUUGCUUGUUACAUAACCUUAUACAUAUUUGUAGUCAUACAAUACAUUUAGUCUCGGAUUAGAGGACUUCGCCGUGGAGGCACAAGAGCAUUUUGUCCUGUUCAACAGUAAGGGUAGAUCAUCAGAGUAAAAUUAUUUCUUUGGUCUGUCUCAUUAGAUUUGUAGACAGCGAACGAGGGCAAUAGUCUGGAGUAUGCAUGUAUCAUAAUGUAGGGAAAGUAGUCAGUAUUCCAGAGUAGUGUGUACCCCUCAGCCCUUAAGCUUCUCACUCUGACGAUCGUAGCAGAUCGGGAGUGGAUAGUUGCUUCUGCGGACCUUCUCCACAGAAGCCAGGGUUCAUCCCGAAAAUUGAAAUGAAAGUAACCAUUUUUCUCCACUUCA
Messenger RNA from Physcomitrium patens, 2984 nucleotides. Its product is annotated as beta-amylase 3, chloroplastic. Gene Ontology annotation, biological process: polysaccharide catabolic process. NCBI's taxonomy places the organism in Eukaryota, Viridiplantae, Streptophyta, Bryopsida, Funariales, Funariaceae. Gene Ontology annotation, molecular function: beta-amylase activity. The record is from RefSeq and is a predicted model, not a curated record.